CAAAUUGUUUCUGUGAUUUAAAAGUGAAAAAAGCUACUCAAAAACUUAAAAAUGCCAUCAAAAAAUUAUAAAACAAUUUUAAAAUCAUAAAUAAAUAACACACAAUAAAAAUAAAUCCAAACCUAAUGAAUAAGUGCAUAAAAUCGUGAUUAAAACUUAAAACAAUUUUCAAAAGAACCAAAAAAAGUCACUAAAAAAUAAAAUUAAGUGCAGAAAAUACGAAACCAAAACUAAAAAUUCAUGACAAAGAUGAGCUCAUUUCUAAUGAGUUAUCCUCACGUUCAAGGCUCAAUGGGUGGAACGGGAGCGGCUUAUGAGCCAAAAUUCCCACCAAGUGAACCAGACUUCCAUCAUCUGCAUCAUCAUCAUAGUGGAUAUGGUGCAAUGAAUGGAUUAGCAGCAAAUCACGUGGAUUAUUCUUAUCAUAAUAGCUAUAAUUAUGGAAAUUAUGCACCCACGCCUACGACACAUUCAUUUUAUCAUCACCAUCAUCAUCCGCCUUAUGGUUCACCCCAAAUGCAUCCUGCAAAUGCCGCAUCCCCAAAUUUAGUACCCCAAACCACGAAUUCUUAUGUAACAAAUGUAAUAAAUAAUAAUAGUAAUAGUAGUAAUAAUAAUGGUGGCAUUGGUAAUAGAAGUAGUAAUAUAGUUCAAGCUCCAGCCGUGUCAAAUACGGGCACAAAUGCAAUUCCAGUUCAAUCUGUAGUGAAUGGUUUAAAUGUUAGUGAAAAUUCACCAAAUGUCGAUAGUAAUAUGGGAUAUUAUAAUAAUUAUUAUACAAAUACAAAUGGGCAUCAUAAUCCACAGGAUUUGCCUUUACAAUGUCCGAGUUCGGCAGAGCCACCUACCAAUACAGCUUUAGGAUUACAAGAAUUAGGAAUGAAAUUAGACAAACGAAUAGAAGAAGCAGUUCCUGCUGGUCAACAACUUCAAGAAUUAGGAAUGCGAUUGAGAUGUCUAGAUGACGGCAAUUCAGAUCAAGAAGACAUGCUCGAUGAUGACGAUCGAUUAUUACUAGAUCGAUCGCCGGACGAAUUAGGCUCACAAGACAACGACCUAGACGAUGAAAUUGAUUCCGAUGAUGAUUUAGAUGGAACGACGACAAGCGAUGGUGAACGCAUUAUUUAUCCGUGGAUGAAGAAGAUUCAUGUUGCAGGAAUUGGUAAGCACAAAAAUUUAUUUUUUGACGCCAUUUUGCAAUAAUUUUUUUUCCUCUCAUGCUGUUCCUUUCCUUCUCUGUGAAAAAAAUAAAUAUAUUUUCUGUAUAUAAAAAAAUAUCAACAUCAUCGUCAUCCUCCUUUCUCUGCUAUAUACUUGCACAUUUUAUAACAAAAGGCUGAAAAAAUAUCGAUUUCUUGUGUAUAUAAUAUGGAUAUACCCUCGAAAGCAGCCGUUCGACUACAAAAGAAGAAAUUUUAAGGAUAUAGUCUUCAUGAUUGUAAGGGUUUGGGUCUAAAGCGCAUUUAUGUUUACUAUCUAGCAUAACUGGACAUAAGCCACAGCAUGUUAUACUCUGAGCUCUUAAAACAUUGCAAUUUAGCUGUCACAAGACAUAGACUUAGUCAUGAGAUUAAGAAACAUGAGCUAGGGCAUGGAAACAGAAGGACAGUGAGUCUUAGAGACAGGGGGAAAUAGGAACAGUGGGAUUGAGGGACGAAGC
Chironomus riparius is the source of this 1660-nucleotide messenger RNA. NCBI's taxonomy places the organism in Eukaryota, Metazoa, Arthropoda, Insecta, Diptera, Chironomidae. The record is from the annotation of a GenBank genome assembly.